AUGUAUUUAGUGUAUUUAUUAUUCACAUUAAUUGUUCAUACCAAAGCAAAUAUCACUCAAUUGUGCUAUGCAUUAGGAACAAAUUGGUAUGAUGGGUUUACUGAUGUUGAUUACUCAAACACAAACAACACUUUGUGUUAUUUAAACACGACAAAUAACACUUAUUAUUAUCAACAAGACAUGUAUUUUCCUUUUACUCAACAAGCCUAUUUUGAUACUUUUGUAUGCAACGAUUCGUUGACACUAACUGCCAUACAAAAGACAGAAAUGUCUUAUUUAAAUGUUGAGAAUUUUAACAUUUUAAGUGGUGCAACUGUAAUAUUUGAUACUUUUAUUCAUACAAACAACACUUUGUCGAUUGAUAAUGGAACUUUAAUUAUCAAUUCAAAUUUUUCGAUUGCAAAUAUUUUGGCAAUAAAAGGAGCUGAUAUUGAUAAGCCGAAGGUAUUGGUAUGGAAAUCUUUAUAUAUCCACUUAAACUACAAUUUUGAUUAUAACAAAAAUUUUAUUAUUACAAAUCCUGAUUUAAAAACAACGUGUUUUGAUGUUAUUUCAAUGAACUCUCCCGAUGUUUUAACAUCAUUUGUUAAUUAUGGAAAUUACAACUCUUCGCUUUUUCCAAUUAAAUAUACAUCAGGAAUCGCCAUACUAAUAUCACACAAUAGGCUCAUCAGAUACUGCCCAACUGGAAACGUAAUCCCUGUUGUGAUGUGUACAAUGAUAUCUUCACGAUAUCAAAAGUAUUUCAAUGUCACAAAUAACAUAAAAGACUAUCCAUUUGAGUAUCCCCAUUGUCCAUGUGAUGACCAAUAUACAAGGUGUUAUUUAAAUAUUUCACAAACGUUAUUUGAAAUUGAUUUACAAUACAAUUCCGUUAAUUAUGCAACAAUGUUAAUUGAAAAAGAUAUAACUAUCUAUAAUGGAAAUACAAUUAAGAAUAUAUAUUUAUUUCAAGAUGUGAAAUUAACUGGUGAUUUUAUAUUGUCAAUGAUGACUAUUAGACU
Messenger RNA from Entamoeba invadens IP1, 1004 nucleotides. RefSeq names its product protein serine/threonine kinase. The record is from RefSeq and is a predicted model, not a curated record. The annotation marks the transcript as partial. The transcript has a single exon. NCBI's taxonomy places the organism in Eukaryota, Evosea, Mastigamoebida, Endamoebidae.